AUGGACAAGUUCAGGAAGAAGGGGCAGAACAUCAAGCUCUUCUUCAAGACGGACUGGAACAUCGUCCGGGCGAGGAGAUAUGCUCGGCGCGGCGGGAGGGAAAUACGAUAUGGUGCCGGACGCUACCUCGCGAACAAGUUUCCCAUCGUUCAGUGGAUUGCAUCGUACAGUCCAAAGUGGUUGUUUGGUGAUGUGCUCUCGGGUGUGACUGUCGGGGUCGUGCUGGCACUUCAAGCCGUGAACCUGCCGUCGUCAGCCGGGGGAGCGAUAUCAACUCAACAGACACUCAUCGCCAGUUGGCUUCCUGGGUUCAUCUAUGCCUUGACGGGCUCUUCCAAGAACAUCAGCAUCGGGCCGACCUCAGCAGGCACAUUACUAUCUCUUCAAAUCAUCGGACCCUUCGCCGCAGCAGCCCGGAUCCCUCCUUUCGUUAUAUUGCCAGCGUUGACUUUUUGUGUUGGAAUAUGGUUCUUGCUGUUCGGCGUGUUGGGGCUCGGCUUUUUGUUCGACUUGAUCCCCAUUUCCAUCAGCCUGGCAGUGGUCACCACCAUAGCACUCAACCUCAUCAUCGUACAAGUCCCCACGUUACUCGGUCUGAAUGGAAUUCCUCCCAUCGUGCCCGCUAUCCCGCCGGCGGUGAUCCAGAACUUCACCAGCAUCAGCCUGAGGACACUUGCGAUCAGCAUUUCGGCCAUUGUUUUCCUGGCAGCUCUACAAAUAGUCUCACAGAAAUUCGGCAAGAAAAAGACUGCCGCGGGCAGGGCCGCUCGGGUAGGAUUUAACAUGGGUGGCCUGUUGGUUGUUUUGAUCUUCGCCAUUGUCAGUUUCCUGUUUCUGCAGAACAUCCCCAUCGCUCAGCAAGUCGCACCAUCCCUCCCCCCGACGAUGGGAGGUUCAGCAGCAGCACCAGCAUCUGGUCCGGCAGCCACUUCUUUGCCGCCGCAAGCGUCAGUCAACACCACCAGCACCGGGGCGGCGCAGAUCAUCAUCCCGGCCAAGCGGGAAGAGCCUCAGUUUGCCCCUGGAGCCGAGUUCCCUUCUGGAAAUAUCGGCUCAGGCGUGCAACGUCGAAGUGAACUACUGCCGAAUGGCCAGCCCUCCAACGUCUCGGUCGCUGCAGCGUCGACGGCUUCUGCGGCCGGCGCUCCUCCACCACUGCCAAAGCUGCCGUUCUGGGCUGUGUUCCCUGGCUUCCAGGCGUCGAUCGUCUCGCCACUGCCGCCAAUCACGGACCUCAUCAAGGCUCUGUUGCUUCCCAGCCUGCUCGUUUUCAUCGUGCUCAACAUCGAACACCUUGUCAUCGCCGAGACCUUCGGCCACUACCACACUUACACCGUUUCUCAGAACUCCGAAAUGUUCGCCGCCGGCCUGUCGAACCUGGCUGGGGCGUUCUUUGGUGGCGUCCCCGUCGGAGGCGGAGAUAUGGCCAGGUCGUCGCUGCUCGCUGUGACAGGGGCCAAGAGCCCGCUCAACCAGAUAUUCACAGCUGUUACUGUCCUUGUUGUGAUGAUGCCACUGAGCGGUGCCCUGAGGUUCCUUCCUCAGGCCGCCCUCUCCGCAAUCAUCGUGGUCGCGGUGAUCGACCAGCAGCCGCCGCAGAAGCUGCUGGGCGAUUAUUUCCGGCUGUCGUUCGCCGACUUCUUGGCUUUCUUCAUGGCUUUCAACAUCGCCAUCGCCGUCCCGGCCGUCGGAGUUGCAAUCGGCACAGCGGUGGGCGUGGGGCUCCUGGUCCUGUACACCCUGUUCAGGGCCAUGUUCUCGCGGCCCAAGGCCAUAUACGCCCCCGAUCUCGAGUAUAUGUUCAAGGAAAGGGAGUUUAGGCCGUGGCAGCAGGGCGACAUGAUUCCUCUGGGGACCCAAGUGCUGAAGCUGGAGACGGACAUGGUGUGGACGAACGCCGACCGUAUCAGGAGGCAUGUCGUCGAUACCUGCAUGAUAAACAACUCGGGCGUGGCGGUCGACAGCCUCGACAAACCUGAGCGGCCGUGGAACUUCCGGAUCCACGCGCACGUGGCGGCGCUGAGACGGAAGCACAACGUCAUGGUCGACGACGACGACUCCGAGUCCCUCAUCCAGCGCCGCCCUCGCCUGCGCGUUGUGGUCCUGGACAUGACCUCGACCUCGUUCAUUGAUUCAUCCGCGAUCCUGAAUCUGGAGAUGAUGAAGAGGCAGUUGCGAGAGUGGGCAGGGGAGAGCGUGGAGUUUCGAUUCGUGGGGCUGAAUGCGCAUGUUCUGAAGAGGUUCGAGCGGGCCAAGUGGCAGAUAGUGGACCCUUGUGGGCCCAGGGUGGUUGAGGAGGGGGAGGAGUACACGACGAGGGACUUGAGGUUCGAUCACCUGCCACACGCCAUACACUUCAUGAAUCCCCAAAUGACGUUGAAUGGUAUGUGGGAGGAGGUUGCGGUUGUUAUGGGAGGAGACAUCGACAAGAUUGACAAGGCUUAUGUCUAG
This is a messenger RNA of Diaporthe citri, 2451 nucleotides long. RefSeq lists its product as uncharacterized. Bases 1 to 2451 code for a protein of 816 amino acids. Gene Ontology annotation, molecular function: sulfate transmembrane transporter activity. The transcript is spliced from 2 exons. The record is from RefSeq and is a predicted model, not a curated record. NCBI's taxonomy places the organism in Eukaryota, Fungi, Ascomycota, Sordariomycetes, Diaporthales, Diaporthaceae. Gene Ontology annotation, biological process: transmembrane transport. Gene Ontology annotation, cellular component: membrane.